Molecule: messenger RNA, 4247 nt
Organism: Cryptotermes secundus
Lineage: Eukaryota; Metazoa; Arthropoda; Insecta; Blattodea; Kalotermitidae
Exons: 7
Coding region: 957-4094 (1045 amino acids)
Cellular component (GO): plasma membrane
Molecular function (GO): protein binding
Source: RefSeq, a predicted model, not a curated record
UAGUUGUACCCUCCGUCCCCCGGGCCGACAUCAGGCAUCACCCCCACAGCCGUGACGACUGCUUCCGAGUGGGUGGUGUGGCAACCAACAGAUGGAAGUCUGAGAUCUGAACGUUGCGACAGUUGGAAUUAACGCGAUGCGACAAUUCGUUUGUUUGUUUGUUUUAAGUAAUUGGGUCAUCCUAGUGUUGGAUAUGGAAUUAACGUCAAUUUCCCCCAGUACUGAAGGCUCCAGCAUCUGGUAACCGUAACAGCAUAAGUUUACGGGAUGAAGUUCCUUUAGCGGCAAGCUAGAAGACACCUUCACCUACCGUGUGCAGUUCAAGUUGAUGUGUUCUUAAUGCGCUGUAACUGCAUUGGUUAAUCUAAAUGUAAAUAGGUGAACACAGCUGGAAACGUGUGUUAAAACGGUGACAAGGUUAAUGGAUACAAUCAUCAUAGUGUUUUGUUCCUGCACACAGAUCAAAAAGAACUUUUCACACUGUUCUCUGUGAUCAUUUCUAUGGGGAAAAUGAACAUGUGUACAAUUCUACAAGCAGUGACAAGUGACAGAAUUAUCUACGUAUUAGCAGAUAAUGGAUUAUAGACUCAUAAAUCAUUGCAGCCCAUUCUGCACACGUGUAGCACGUAUUGGGUGCCUCUUAACACUAACAGAUGACCGAACUCAGUAAUCAGUGGACGUGUUAUGGAAGUUAACUUAAAGUUAAGAGUUUCAUGACAGUAUUUAAGUUCUCCAGGUUAGUUUCAUCACGUUCAUACUUCCUUCGCUGGGAUUUUAUGUUGUGAUUUUCCAAGAAAUGGCUUAGACAAAAUACAGUUACCAUGGUGAUGACGUGGGUUAGACGUAACCAAAGUUGAUUGUUAACAAGCGUGAACUGAUCAUCGUAGGAGAGGACAAGAACGAAGCUGCUGACAAAAUUCGGUUACGUCACUUCCAGAAGGUGGAGAAAGGCGACCAUGGAGCAGCAGUUGAGGAGCCUGUCAGUUAUGUUGAUGGCAGCGCUGCUGAUGCCAAUAGCGGUGCCAGCGUGCCGUAUAUCAGAGUUCCCUUGCCGUAAUGGCCGCUGCAUCAGGCUGGACCGAUACUGUGAUGGAGUCGACGACUGUGGAGAUAAAUCGGACGAACCGCGCUACUGUACCGUGUGUAACAGGACGUACUAUGGGGAUGUGGGGAAGACGUAUGAACUGGAGCUCCACAAGCCACGAGAAGACCGUUUGCCCUUCCUCUGCCAGCUCACCUUCAUGGCCAACGGGCACAACCACGGAGAACUCGUCCAGUUAAUAUUCGACGCGUUCAACGUGGGUCGGUAUGAGGCUUCCGCUCUGGACGGCUGCCCUGACGGCUACAUGCAACUGUCAGAGAUGGGUCGUCCGUACACGGGAGGUUCCUGGUGCGGCUCCUCCACCGGCUACGCCGUCUAUUACAGCGAGACUAGCACAGUUACCGUCUCCGUGAAACUCUUCCACUCCCCUCUGCACGCAUCCAGCCCUUUCGAAUUCCAACUCCGCUACAAGUUCGUUAGUCACGACGAGGCUGUAGUACGCUUCGGCAGUGUUGGCGCUCCUCUGGAGAGAGGUGAAGUCGUACCCGGGACCUACUGUUCUCGUAAUUACUAUGAAUGUUACCGGAAACGCUGUAGAAUACAAUCACCGAAUUAUCCCGGGAUGUACCCCAGGAAUGUUACAUGCUAUUUGACCUUGCGUCAGAAGAUAAUACCCAACUGCAAGCACGCAAUGAUUGCGGUGGGACAGGAGAAUAAACAUAAAAUGCAGAUCAAGAGGGCGGUGACCAUGGCGAGCCUAAACAAGACUGGCAGAACUUUACAUGCGUGGCAGGACUGCACGGGGGAAAGAGAUCAUCUCAUAUUCUACGACGGUUCCAGCACGGAUGACCCGGUUCUUGUCAAGUUCUGUGGUGGUGACUGGUUGCCAAGAGUGGUCUCAAGAGGUCCAGAGAUGUUGGUUGCUUUCCAUUCUUCUCCGUUCAGCAUUCCACUUCACUCCUCGACUGCUCCGUCUCCUCUCAGAGGAUUUGAGCUCGAUGUGGAUGUGAUCUUCGCAGACUCGGAUUCCCUUGAUUACUCGAGGGAGCCGCGCAGAUGCGAAUUCUGGGUAAAUGCCAGCAAUCCUGACAGCGAGGACUGGAUGACGCGUCCGAGAGGCAGAUCGGGUAAUGUGCUGAGUCCACGGCACACCCUGCCUCCUAACACCACCUGCACCUACCGUUUCCGGGGUAAACCUGGUGACCUAGUGUGGCUGUACUUUGUCUCCUACUCACACCAACUGCUGACGGACAAUAACGAGCCCGCAGCCACUUCCAUUCCUCUCGGACACAACUCUCCGAUGUCCACAAGCAACCAGAGUCCCAACCUCACCAACAGCUGUUCCACACGGCUUCGGAUAUGGGAUGGUGGCGGGACAGACUCCGAUGUCCUGCUGGCGGACCACUGCGACAUGGAUACCCCGCGACUGUGCGACCACACCUCGCUGAGCAACUUGACGCGGGUGACGCGUCCUUGCAGCCCACUCGAGAGCUACGUCUCAACGGGUCCUGAUCUCACGAUGCGACACUUCUCGGAGGACGGGACGGCGCUGCACCCCACCACGUUUCGCCUCAAAUACGAGUUUGUAGACACGCGUAUGGGAGGCGAACCGUGGGCAGGGCGGCGGGGAGAGGAGCCACCACCCCAGCCGUGUAGCCGAGUGUUCCGACGGACACGUAGUGGCGAGUUUGCCUCUCCGAGAAAUGUGUUUCUAUUCGGGCGAGGUGGUGCCAGGAACCUGUCGUGCGUGUAUCGCUUAGAGGCCGGGGCUGGUGAGAAGAUCCGUCUCACACUCCACAACGCCUCGUUCGGUGAGUCCCCGUCGUGUGUGACCGAGGCCGACCCACACACAGGACGACCCAAGUGCGCUUCGGUUUCACCACCUCCAGGGGAAGAGAAGCGGGUCUCGCAACUCAGGAUCCUCGAGGUCCCCUGGCGCGAUGUCAAGAUCUCCCGCGCAUGUCUGUGUGACAACUCCACACUGUCCGCCUCCGGGUCGCGUCAUAUCGUCUUCAUCUCCUCCACCCGGAUCAUCGAGUUACACUUCACAGUGACGCGACUAAAUAUCAGUGAAGACUUUGUUGAUCUCUACUUCCACGGUUCUUUCGAAAUAGUCCGGGCCCCAGAGUGUCAGAGGAGACAAAGAGUACGAGGAUCUGGAGGGGAGAUCGAGUUUGUUAGUCCACCGCGUUCCAGGUUGGACGCCCACUGCGAGGGACUGCCAUGGUUAGUGGAGGCACAUGAAAACCGAAGUCUCUUCCUUCUGACUUGGGGUACCUUCCUGCCACUGGAACCAUCGCCAGAGGAUCCUGCCAGGUGCCACACCACCAACAGGGUGCUGCUGUACUCGGGCAGACCCGCCAAGUUACUCCGAGUGGUCUGUCCGGCCUCUCCUAACGCCAGACAGUUCGCCGUACACGUCUUCUCUGAAGAAUGGUUCAGUGUAGGGACCGUGGGAGAAGACACGCCAGCAAUAAGCAACAGUGGGACCUCUGUAGAAGGGAGUAGAUCUUUCUACCUGAGGUCUCCUCGACCACCUAGUUUCCUGGUGGAAUUCAUCGGCCGUGAACCAGGAGUGGCCGCCCUCAACUGGUUAGAGAUAUCGCGUUCAAGGUCUUCUCUACUUCAGCAGCUUCAGAUAGAUUAUGUUGGAAGUGAUAAUGAUUCAAUUACGGCGUCACUCCCGGCAGACUGGGAGUGUCCUCAUCGGUGUCCUGAACUAAACGCCUGCAUCAGUGCUAGUCUGUGGUGUGACGGUCGUUCAAACUGUCCCUCAGGUUUCGAUGAGGAUGAGUCGCACUGCGGUGCUGGUAUGAGUCUGUUCUCAUAUUUGCCUGGCGGGAUAUAUACCGCGUUAGGUGCAGGGGCAGCCACUGCUGCGGCAUUGACUAUAUUCCUGUGUGUAGCAGCAGUUCAUCGGAUAAGAACUCAGAAACGAAGGAGGAGACUGGGUAAAAAGAAACGCAGUGGUGGAGGUGGGGACGUCGGCCCUCGCCGUGUUCCCACAGAGGAGAUGCUUCUUGAUCCGUCUGGUUCUACGACAUCUUCCUGACAACCGGCUCAGUCUGUGGAGUUUAUACAUGUGGACAGGGAAACUACAGUGUGACACUGCCAAAAGUUGUGGGUUGGGGACAUAGUACAGGUAUUGUCGGCCGGUAACACCGAAACUCCGAGGUGGUAGGACGCUGACCAUCUCAAGUCAUAU